GAUUGCUUGUCAGACUUUGUCUCUGUCCAGCGCGUGGGUUCACGGAUUGCUUCAGCAGUUUAAUUAGUAAUUUUGUGUUGUAACUAUUAGAUUCAUCUGAAUAUCUUACAAACCUUUUAAUUUGUUCGCUAAAAGUUUUAUACCCAUAAAAAAAACUACUAACUUCUGUUUUCAACAAUACUGUUCGAUUAUGCGUGAAGUGCUUUCCAUCAACAUUGGCCAGGCGGGAUGUCAGAUCGGAAAUGCAUGCUGGCAAUUGUUUACUCUGGAGCAUGGCGUUCAGGCCGAUGGUACCGUGAGUGAUAAGAUUCAAGUCGAUGAAAACAUGGCAGCCUUCUUUCAGAACACGGACUCCGAGAAGGUCGUUCCUCGGAACAUUUUCAUUGAUCUGGAAAAGUCUGUUAUAGAUGAAUUGAAAAACGGACCAUACAAGUAUCUGUAUCAUCCCUUGUAUAUGAUCACGGGAAAAGAAGACGCUGCAAACAACUAUGCAAGAGGGCACUAUACAGUAGGAAAACAAAUUAUUGAACAAGUUUGUAGUUCGAUUCAGAAACUGGCAGAGCAAUGCGAUGGAUUGCAAGGGUUUUUAGUGUUUCACUCGUUUGGAGGUGGCACAGGUUCAGGAUUCACAUCGUUACUGAUGCAACGAUUGGCUGCUGACUAUGGAAAGAAAUGCAAACUUGAGUUUGCAGUUUAUCCUUCUCCAAAAAUUUCAACGGCUGUCGUGGAACCUUAUAACUGUGUGUUAUCGACAAGCACUACCAUGCCAAAUUCAGAUUGUUGCUUCAUCAUGGAUAAUGAGGCGACCUAUGAAAUCUGUUCAAAGGGGUUACAGAUUGAACGACCUGAUUAUGCCCAUUUAAAUGCUCUGGUAGCGCAAGCCGUAUCUUCGGCAACAGCGUCACUUCGUUUUAAAGGUACAAUGAACGUCGAUUUGAAUGAAUUCCAGACAAACUUGGUACCGUUUCCACGCGUACACUAUCCUUUAGUAUCCUAUGCACCAUUACUGUCAGCAUCCAAAGCUCAGCACGAGUUCUCAUCAGUAGCAGAAAUCACCAGUGCAUGUUUCGAACCUAGCAACAUGAUGGUAAGAUGUGAUCCUCGACACGGGAAAUACAUGGCAUGUUGUAUGCUGUACCGCGGAGACGUGGUUCCAAAGGACAUCAAUUCUGCAAUCGCCACAAUUAAGAGCAAGCGGCAUAUAACGUUUGUGGAUUGGUGUCCGACCGGUUUUAAGAUAGGAAUAAAUCAACAAGCACCUUCGGUUCUUCCUGGGAGUCAUUUGGCCAAACCGAAGAGGGCCGUGUGCAUGCUAUCCAAUACAACAGCUAUAUCAGAUGCUUGGGCACGUGUUAAUCAGCAAUUUGAUCUGAUGUACAAAAAGCGUGCUUUCGUACACUGGUACGUCGGUGAAGGCAUGGAGGAAGGCGAGUUUAGCGAGGCUCGAGAAGAUCUGGCUGUAUUGGAACAAGACUAUGAGGAAGUUGCUGGUGAUACCGUGGAUCCUGAGGCGGCUGGUUCGGAUUAUGAAUAUUGAAAUGUUUGUUGUUAAAUUGUACACCUACAUGUGCCUUUAUUGUUUCAAAAGAUGUUGUAAUGCUUUAAAAAAA
Malaya genurostris is the source of this 1610-nucleotide messenger RNA. Its product is annotated as tubulin alpha-8 chain-like. The transcript is spliced from 2 exons. The coding region runs from base 191 to 1537 and encodes 448 amino acids. The record is from RefSeq and is a predicted model, not a curated record. Gene Ontology annotation, cellular component: microtubule; cytoplasm. NCBI's taxonomy places the organism in Eukaryota, Metazoa, Arthropoda, Insecta, Diptera, Culicidae. Gene Ontology annotation, molecular function: GTP binding; structural constituent of cytoskeleton. Gene Ontology annotation, biological process: microtubule cytoskeleton organization; mitotic cell cycle.